This is a messenger RNA of Schistosoma turkestanicum, 433 nucleotides long. The record is from the annotation of a GenBank genome assembly. Lineage: Eukaryota; Metazoa; Platyhelminthes; Trematoda; Strigeidida; Schistosomatidae.
CAGAAACUAAUCUACACAUUUACAAUUUGAAAAAAAUUCUGAUGUAUACUAAAAUUGUAACAUGGUUUAGUAUAAUUCUCAUUGUUUUAUGUUUAACAAUGAAAAAUGUUGAUUCUAUCACCUGUUAUGCAUGCGAAAAUUGUGUCAGUGUAGAUGGAAGUACUCCAACUGAAACCAACUGUGGAGGAUGUGUUAAAACUGGAGUGCCAAAAAUCUACGUAAAACGAUACUGUGCGCCCAAUUGUACAGAUAUUGCUACUAAUUUCCCAAUUAAAGAUCUUUUAUCAUGUUGUUCAACUGAUCUCUGCAAUAAUUCAAGACAACUGAAACCAUUUAUUAUUGUAGGAUUAAUAGUUUAUUCUGUAUGGUAUAUAUUAACUAGUCAUUAAUUGACUUAGGACUUGAAUUUUACAUCUUAACAAAGUGUCAGAAC